AUGGUGGCGCCCCCUGAAAAAUAUGCGCAUCUCAAUGCGUUGAACGACCACCUUGGAACAGAGCCAGAUAAGCUAGACGUUAUGUUUUGCGGUAUCAAUCCAGGGAAGAGGUCUGCGACUAUUGGGCACCAUUUCGCCCACCCUACGAACCACUUCUGGAGGUGUCUGCAUGGUGCACAGCUUACUGACCGGCUUCUGGAUGCGACGGAAGACGGAAUACUCCCUGAGAGCUACCAGCUCGGCUUGGUGCGCCAGGUCUUGGCUGUUACUCAACAGGCAGCUGAGCUAGCAGACACCGAGUAUACCGCCGGUGUGCCGGCACUGUUACGCAAGAUCGUGCUCCUGCGACCAUGCAUGGUGUGUUUUGUCGGGAAGCAGAUAUGGGAAUCCUUUAUCAAGGCUGCCGCACCGCGUCCCACUGGUUCUCGCGGGUCCACGCCAUCGGCCGGGAUCACAUCAGCUGAGCGAGGGGUGCACACGGAAGUAAAGCGAGUCCCGAAGCCGCCGCUUGCGUUCGACCUGCAGCCGUACAAGGUGGUACACUCGGACCGUGAGUCUCUCACCCAUUCAAUCCGACAAUCUGACGCGCGAGUGCGGGAGACCUUGUUCUUUGUCGUCGUAAGUACAUCCGGACUUGUCGCAGGCUACCAGCGCCCAGAGAAAAUCAAGCAAUUCCAGCUUCUCAAGCAGCGCGUAGACGAGCUCAAGAGUUGCUCUCUGGACACCUCUGAUAUGACUAUUAUACCGAUCCCUCCAGACCUACUUUGA
Molecule: messenger RNA, 768 nt
Organism: Trametes versicolor FP-101664 SS1
Lineage: Eukaryota; Fungi; Basidiomycota; Agaricomycetes; Polyporales; Polyporaceae
Product: DNA glycosylase
Exons: 8
Coding region: 1-768 (255 amino acids)
Biological process (GO): base-excision repair, AP site formation
Molecular function (GO): mismatch base pair DNA N-glycosylase activity
Source: RefSeq, a predicted model, not a curated record